Molecule: messenger RNA, 1501 nt
Organism: Belonocnema kinseyi
Lineage: Eukaryota; Metazoa; Arthropoda; Insecta; Hymenoptera; Cynipidae
Gene: Rab26
Product: ras-related protein Rab-37
Exons: 7
Coding region: 508-1392 (294 amino acids)
Cellular component (GO): endosome; Golgi apparatus
Molecular function (GO): GTP binding; GTPase activity
Source: RefSeq, a predicted model, not a curated record
UAGACAUCAAUAUUUUCAACUCAAGGCGUAAUUUUUUCAAUGUAUUCUCCGUGCUUUGCGCAUACACCCAACACUUUCCACAUCAAUUAUUGACACAUAAAUGGGUUACUUUAUUGUGUAUGUAAAUCCACACCUAUACAACUCUACACCAGACAGAGGUUAAAAUUGACUCCAGUUUCGCGAAGCUAAACACGCUUGCGUCAUACAUUCCUGGAGAGAAUUUGCAACAUUUAUCGCGUAGUUUUGUUUCAUUGUGUGUGAUGAAUUUCCUCACGUUUUUUUAAUUAGAAAGUGUAGUCGUAUUAAGUUAUUCGACUUUGCAGAAUCAUGAUCGUUCCAAGAAACUCAAGAAAGUAGAUAGAAUACUUUUUUUACUCAAGUGCAACAGUCAGAAUUGAGGCCGGAGAAAUAAAUAUUAGAAAUGCUCUUUGGCCGAGUUAUUUCUUAUCAUAGCAGCAGCAGGAAAUCAGCAAUAAAGGGUGGAAGCGAUCAAUUUGUUUACAGAACAUGGCUGGUGAUGACAAUAUAAAUGACAAUAUUUUGCGUGUAGCAGAGGGGGAAUUUUAUGAAAAGAAAAAUAGUCCGAAGGAGGGGAAAAAAUUAAAUCAACCUGCUGUAAUCAAUCGGUCCUUGCAGACACCUUCUCCUACUGGCUAUCGGGAUUAUAAACCACCAGUAGAAGUGCUUACUGGGUAUCAUUCAACACUCCAUAAAACGAAAACUGUUGAUUCUCCCAACAGGAACGCACAAAAAAAUAAAAUCAAAGAACAGGAAUUUACACACAAGACAAUAUUGUUGGGGGACAGCGGAGUUGGAAAAACCUCGCUACUUAUUCAGUUCGAUACGGGAAAUUUUCAACAAGGGAAUUUUGCAGCUACUGUUGGAAUCGGUUUUACAAAUAAACUGGUGUCCGUGGACGGAAACCAAGUCAAACUUCAAAUUUGGGAUACGGCCGGGCAAGAAAGAUUCCGAAGUGUCACCCAUGCCUACUAUCGAGACGCUCAUGCGUUACUCUUACUUUAUGAUAUCACAAAUAAGACGAGUUAUGACAAUAUCAGAGCUUGGCUCGGUGAAAUUCGGGAAUACGCACAUGAUGAUGUGGUCGUGAUAUUACUAGGUAAUAAAUGUGAUUGUGGAUCCCAGCGAGAAAUUUCACGUGAGGAAGGCGAAAGAUUAGGAAGAGAAUAUCAAGUGCCCUUCAUGGAGACCUCCGCCAAAACUGGAAUUAACGUUGAAGUUGCAUUUCAUGCCAUUGCUAGGGAGUUGAAAGCACGCACAAAAGUGGGGAAAGAAGAUCCUAAUGAAAACAAAUUCAACGUACACGAUUACGUUCGUCAACAAUCAUCUAAUCAAUCCAGUUCUUGCCUCAAUACAAAUUGCAUCACAACUUGAAGAUUCACUUAUCACGGAAUACCCGAUUAACUAUGUAUAUAUUUAUGUGUGUAAUUAUGUGGUGUAAAUACUAUAUGCAUUUCGCCAGGUGAGGCAUGAAUAAAAAAAA